Molecule: messenger RNA, 521 nt
Organism: Carya illinoinensis
Lineage: Eukaryota; Viridiplantae; Streptophyta; Magnoliopsida; Fagales; Juglandaceae
Product: signaling peptide TAXIMIN 2-like
Exons: 2
Coding region: 138-359 (73 amino acids)
Source: RefSeq, a predicted model, not a curated record
GUUGCGUUUGGCGUCGACUCCGUCGCAGUCUUUACGUUUUCUUUGAACCCAUAGAUACGAGAUCCCACUACUUCCUCUCUUCCAACCCGAAGAGGAGAAAUUACAGAGAGAGAGAGAGAGAGAGAGUGAGAGAGAGAAUGGAAGAUUGUAGGCCAUUGGGUUUCUUGCUGGGAUUACCUUUCGCAAUGGUGGCAUUGAUUUUAUCACUGGUGGGUGCAGUUAUCUGGAUUUUUGGGUCUGUGCUGAGUUGUUUUUGCCCAUGUUGCAUAUGUUGUACUGGACUUGCGAAUAUGGCGGUGGGUCUGGUGAAGCUUCCUGUGAAAGUGCUUAGAUGGUUCAUUGAAAAGAUCCCUUGUUAGACUUGAUCUUCUAUUCUUUUUUUCUUUCAUUCUUAAACUUAAUUGUUCAGAUAUUCAUAAUUAAUGCUUGAUUAGUUUUUAAUUUUUAAUUUUUUUCAAACGGGUUAACUCUAUUUCGUUAUGUGAUUUAUGGUCAAAUUAAUAUUUAGAGAUACAUGGAUA